Molecule: messenger RNA, 1568 nt
Organism: Durusdinium trenchii
Lineage: Eukaryota; Dinophyceae; Suessiales; Symbiodiniaceae
Source: the annotation of a GenBank genome assembly
UCAAGAUCGGCACAUCAUCACCCUUUGUGUUGGACGCUGCUCGUUGCCUUUCGCGCCUUUAACGACGUGUAGAGUCGAGAGAGCGACAGAAAGAGCGCGGACAAGAGCCGAUGUCGGCAGCAAGCUCACCAUGUCAAAGUCCUGUUCGCCAACGCUGCGCCAGGUGUGGCUUGUCCUUGGACACUGCAUCCCUGCUGUUGGUGUGUGAGCACAACCUUUGCCUACAUUGUGCGGCCCAACUCUUGGAGAAUCACGGCGCAGCUGGACAUCGGGUGGCAUGCAAAGUCUGCCAGGCUGUCACGGAGGUCGAUACGUCUGCAGCUACCUAUUUGGAGAGUUUGCUGUCACCCAGCACUUCUCGGAGAAGAGGUCCAUAUGGCAGUGAGAUGUCCACGCAGCUGCCCUUGGCCGGAUCUCUAAGCCCCUUCACCGCGGCUGUCUCGGUGUCGCCUGCGCUUUCGGCGCCGGACUCACCGCCGCGAUCGGGCACCGGAAGGCAGCGCUGCGGGCAAUGUGAGGAGCCAGCUGAUCUCUUGUGCUCUCAAUGCCAAGAAGUCUUCUGCCGACGUUGUGGGACUGCAGUGCAUCAGCGGGGGCGGAUGGCUCGCCACCAGCUCCAAGCGUUGAGUUGCGAGGCCGAGGCCGCGAAGAAGGCGACCCCCUCGCCGCGAGAAGCUCCGAAGGUCCAAACCGAUCGGCUCGGAGAGAAGUCCCGCUUGCCCAGCACAUUGCAGAAGCUGAUGGCCCUGAAUCAAUUGAGUCGCACAUUCUAUGCUUGCCCGGAGCAUCCUCAGGAGCCUUUGAACUACUUCUGCCUCCAGUGCCAGUCGGAGUGCAUUUGUGCCGAGUGCUGCUUGCAUGGAAGGCAUCGCGGCCAUGAAGUCCAAAGCGUCUCGGAGGCUGGGCGAGGCAUCGCCUCCGAAGUGGACGACUUGCUGGAGGCGCUUUGCUCUCAUCAGGAGUCCUUGAAGUCUUUACUGGGCCGUAUCCAAGAGUUGCGCCUGGAACUGGCACAGGCCCUGGCUGAAGCGCAGCAGCAGAUGCAACAGCAAAUGCAGAAGGCCAUCGCUGAGGUGAAGAAGGAGGAAGCCAAGUGCCUCCAGGAAGCAGAUCGGAGCUUUGACAUGGCCAAGUUGUGCCCCGAUGAAGAGACCUCCAUCAUUGCGAUGCAUCAACAGCUCUCAAGGUCUCUUGAAUCCGGCGAUGUGCUGCAAGCUUUGAUCAGCUUUGUCAAACUCCAGGAAGCCAUGGCAGUGCCUCCCCUAGACGCUGCUCAUAGCGCUCAACAGCUGAAGAUCCAACAAGAUCACUUUAGUGAGAAGUCUUUGAUCUUAGACCGGGCCCUCGAGCGUUUGAACGGGCCAGCAGCUGCUACAGCCGCCAUGCCACCUUUGCUGAGGGUCUCCAAGACCAGCCCCAAGUGACUGAAAUGGGGUCAUUUGGGAAGAGCCUGAGGACGAAAAAAACAGAUGCGCAGAAACCGUAUGCGUACGCAUCCGUUUCCGCCAUAAAUCUCGGCAAACCGUGAGCUCCUCGAAACCCACGCGGAGCUCGGACGGGGAAUUCUG